AUAUUGGCAACUUUGUUUAAAAACCCAUCCCCACGCAGAGAAAAAUGAGCGUGAAUGAAGAUUCACCCAUUCAAACGCAAAAAUAACAAGCGUGUAUUAAAAAAUACUCUGAGGGGAGUAAAAUCAGCUAACCGUGGGAGAAGCUGUCACCGCAAUUUCCGGGGAAUUUUUCGAGGCGAGAGCGCGCGAGUAAGGUGCGGUGCAGCAUCACGAUCAGUUUUUUGUCUGGACCAGGAAAAAGGGUCCCUUCGUGUGUGCAGUUCCGGUAUUUAAAAAAAACGCGAGUUUUCACCCAAACACUUCCGACCGAUUCUUUAACUUUAAUCCCCGAUGAAGAGAUGUCCGUCAUCAAGGAGACGAUGGAACUGAGGACGGCCGCUAUCAAGAGCGGAGUUAGCACCGAUGGCUCUUUGGUCCGUUCAAAGUUGACCAACCGGUUGGUGUGGCGAAACCGCGAGGUGGACGAGAACGACAUCGGCUCCUCAUACCUGAGCAUGAUGGGUGGUAUUGGUGAUGGCGGUCUCGCGAUGGUCAACCCGGAACCCGUUCCGAUUCCGGAGAAAGACGUUCGAUUCUCGGCGCGCUCCAGAGCAGCGAAAUGCCGGAACUCGUCGAACCAGCAGCAAAGCAACAACAACAACAGCAACAACAUCCCGCACGGCAAGAUCGUGCGUUGCACGACAACAACAUCCGACCCGCGACAACAUCUGCCAUGGGAAGUGCUGCACCAACAGCAGGAAAACAACAACAUCGGGCGCUAUCCUGGCGUGGCUGGGAAAUCCCAAUCCACAAACCCAUUAUAAUAGUGCGACCGCGAGGAUUGAGAAACCAGAAUCUGCAACUCUAUGUUCCCGUUCGGCUGAAUAAUUAUGGGGCUAACAGCGCUCUUAUAGGCAUCCUAAAAACCUUCAACCGUUUUUCGGAGUACUUUGACUUCGGCGUUCCCAGAAAUGUUUUCCGUAGAAAAAUAUUGGACAAGUCAAGAUUUACUUAGAUGUUCUUAGAUUUUAUGUCAAUUUAUAUAUGUAACCUAUAAUUAAGUUAUCAUUAGGAUCUAAAUUUGAUCCGUUGAUUUUUAUACAAUAAACAACAAAAUGAUAAGACACAAGACACAACGCGGAACGGAGGCACCGGCGAUGAAGAUGAGCUCCGGGGCCCAAAGGGCCAGUUUGAGGCCAUAU
This is a messenger RNA of Uranotaenia lowii, 1181 nucleotides long. RefSeq lists its product as uncharacterized. The coding region runs from base 339 to 803 and encodes 154 amino acids. The record is from RefSeq and is a predicted model, not a curated record. The transcript has 2 exons. NCBI's taxonomy places the organism in Eukaryota, Metazoa, Arthropoda, Insecta, Diptera, Culicidae.